This is a messenger RNA of Zingiber officinale, 2934 nucleotides long. RefSeq names its product neutral ceramidase-like. The coding region runs from base 445 to 2763 and encodes 772 amino acids. Gene Ontology annotation, biological process: ceramide catabolic process; long-chain fatty acid biosynthetic process; sphingosine biosynthetic process. Gene Ontology annotation, cellular component: extracellular region. The transcript is spliced from 10 exons. Gene Ontology annotation, molecular function: N-acylsphingosine amidohydrolase activity. NCBI's taxonomy places the organism in Eukaryota, Viridiplantae, Streptophyta, Magnoliopsida, Zingiberales, Zingiberaceae. The record is from RefSeq and is a predicted model, not a curated record.
GUCGAGAUACUUUCCCGAUUUUCUGACUAAAUAGAGCAUCAGAAGAUUUUGAGUGGGCUGGUGGGUACUUCUUCAUUUGAGCUCCACCACCCGAUAACUCGAGCACCGGCCUGCUUCUUCACAACCUAACUCAUACGAGCUCGCCGCGGGCACCGCGCGACCGUCACGACCCCGGCCACCAGUAGCGCUCGCACGAUCUACUGCUGAUGGCCGUUUUCUGCUCGGCGUCUUUGUCUAUGGCGCUCCAUUUGUCGCUCUUCCUUGGACCUUUUCGAUCGAUGGCGUAACGAACAUUCAACGGACCCUUGAUCGCCACCUCGUUGACAACGGCUCCAAUCCAACCCAUUCAGGGACAACGUCGUUCCGUGGUUAGCUCAAGGUGGCCUUUGUUUCCCUAGUGCUACCGAAGUUACCUUUCCAUCUCUCAAUUUUACCAUUGGUCAGAUGGCAAACAUGUGGCUUUGCUUCUUGCUGCUGAUUUGUAUACAUAACACUGGAAAAAUAGUAGCAGACUCAACAUAUUUAAUUGGGCUUGGGAGUUAUGACAUAACUGGUCCAGCUGCAGAUGCCAAUAUGAUGGGAUAUGCUAAUACUGAACAGAUCGCUUCCGGUGUCCAUUUUAGGCUUAAGGCUCGAACAUUUAUUGUUGCAGAGCCAGGAGGAAACCGUGUGGUUCUUGUGAACCUUGAUGCAUGUAUGGCUUCUCAGCUUGUGACAAUCAAAGUGCUUGAGAGACUGAAAUCAAGGUAUGGAGAUUUGUACAAUGAAAAAAAUGUAGCCAUCAGUGGUAUUCACACACACGCAGGGCCUGGGGGGUACCUCCAGUAUGUUGUGUACAUUGUAACAUCUCUUGGCUUUAUAAAGCAAUCUUUUGAUGUUCUUAUAGAUGGCAUUGAAAAAAGCAUAGUUGAAGCCCAUGAAAAUCUUCGACCAGGAGAUAUCUUUGUGAACAAGGGAGAGCUUCUGGAGGCUAGUAUAAAUCGCAGUCCUAGUGCCUAUCUUAACAAUCCUCCUGCAGAGCGUAGCCAAUUCAAAUAUAAUGUUGACAAAGAAAUGACCCUACUUAAGUUUGUAGAUGGUGAAUGGGGCCCUGUUGGUAGUUUUAAUUGGUUUGCUACUCAUGGUACUUCAAUGAGCCGAACAAACUCCUUGAUAAGUGGAGAUAACAAAGGAGCUGCUGCUAGAUUUAUGGAGGAUUGGGCCGAACAAAAUGGUUAUCCUAAACAAACUGACAGUGCAUAUCCUGAUACAAUUACUAGUGGCAUUGAACAGAAGGUACUUCAUCGAAGAAUCUCCAUCAUAAUUCCUCAGCCAGAUGAUAAAUCUUCUGAGUUAAUGCAGCUGGCAUCUUCGUUCCUGGCAUCAGGUGGUAGAUUAUUAUCAAGUACAGGAAGAAUUUCUCAGCGUGUCCGAGAUACACAAGCUGGAAAACCCAAAUUUGUGUCUGCCUUUUGCCAAUCAAAUUGUGGAGAUGUGAGUCCAAAUGUGUUGGGAACUUUCUGUAUCGAUACUGGUCUCCCUUGCGAUUUCAAUCAUAGUACCUGCAAUGGGAAGAAUGAACUUUGCUAUGGACGAGGCCCAGGAUACCCAGAUGAAUUUGAAAGCACAAGGAUCAUUGGUGAAAGGCAGUUCAGUAAGGCUGUUGAACUCUUUGAUUCAGCAUCUGAGUUGGUGAAAGGAAAAAUUGAUUAUCGUCAGACCUAUUUAGAUUUUUCAAAUCUAGAGGUCACCCUUCUUUCAAGUAAUGGAAGUCAGGGAAUUGUGAAAACAUGUCCAGCUGCCAUGGGAUUUGCUUUUGCUGCAGGAACCACAGAUGGUCCUGGAGCAUUUGAUUUUAAGCAGGGAGAUGUCAAGGGCAAUGCCUUCUGGAAAGUAGUGAGAAACGCACUGAAAACACCUAGCCGUGAUCAAGUUACUUGCCAGCAGCCAAAGCCAAUUUUACUGGACACUGGUAACAUGCAAGUACCAUAUGCUUGGGCGCCUUCAAUACUUCCAAUUCAGAUAAUCCGUAUAGGACAGGUGGUCAUCCUAUGUGUGCCUGGAGAGUUUACUACAAUGGCUGGGAGGCGUCUUCGUGAUGCUGUGAGAGCAAUACUCACUCGUGAUGGCAAUGGCGAAUUUGGUAGCAACAUUCACAUUGUUAUUGCGGGAUUGUCAAACACUUACUCGCAGUAUGUUACCACAUUUGAAGAGUAUGAGAUUCAGAGAUAUGAGGGGGCGUCAACUUUGUAUGGUCCGCACACUCUCAGUGGUUACAUUCAGGAAUUUGAAAAACUUGCAUCUGCCCUUUUAGAAGGCAAAAACAUUGAAACAGAGUUGCAACCACCAGAUCUCUUGAGCAAGCAAAUUGGUUUCCUCCCGCCUGUGGUCAUGGACACAACCCCCAUGGGAGUUAAGUUUGGGGAUGUUCUCACAGAUGUUAGUGAAAACUCUACAUUCCACCCAGGCGACUUGGUGACAGCUACUUUCUGGUCUGCUUGCCCACGGAAUGACGUCCUGAGUGAAGGUACAUUCUCGCUGGUGGAAAUGCUAGACAGCGGUAGUAACUGGAUAGCUGCAUACGAUGAUGAUGAUUUCUGUUUACGAUUCAAGUGGUCGAGACCAGCAAAGCUGAGUUCCCGUAGCCAUGCAACCAUCGAGUGGAGGAUUCCUGAAACAGUUGUUGCAGGCGUCUACAGAUUAAGGCAUUUUGGUGCAUCCAAGAGUUUGCUUGGGAAAAUUAGUCAUUUUACUGGCACGUCCAGGGCCUUUGUUGUGCUCUAGCUAAGUUGAAUGCCUUGUAUUUGACAUUAAGUUGAAACUUCACUCUAUUCAGGAUCAUGUGUACGUAUUGUUUGGGUCGGUUGCUUUGCUCAGAAGAUCACAAUACUAACAAUGCGUUGUGCUUGCUAUUUGCCUGCUGUACCUUAUGUAAGAGAUUCCACAUUGCUUUUA